AGCCAGGAUGCUGGGCGAGAUCGCCCUUUACCGCCGCCCGCCCACGACCCAACGCGCGAGGGUCUCCUAGCCGGGAUGAGGAAAGGGGAGGGCGAGGAGAAGGCUGUGGCUCCGCGAGAAUCAAACAGACAGGCGGCGGCGGCCAAUCAGCGCCGCUUUCCCGAGCUGCGGAAAGCAAAAGCGACCCAGCAGCUUAGGAGCUUUUGCUUUGGAGGUAACCCAGAGCUUGGACUCCUGUGCGCCUCUCGGUCGCGCUCUCCCCGGACUGGGAGCAGCUGCGCACAGGGGGAUACAAGUCUCCUUCUCUUUCCUCGCCCCUCCGUUUCUCUCUUUUCCCUUCGCUUCUCUUAUAGCCCUUAAAGUUCCCUGUCACCAGUUAGGGCACGCCAGCUAAGGUAUAUCAAUAAGUAAUGUGCUGUAAAAGAAAAUAUUUAAAGGUAUAAAAUGUGUGGCUUCAACAAUCAGUUGUGAAGAUCACCGAUGUCAGUGGUUUCUUCACUUGGCUUUUCAUGAUGUGAACAGACCAAUGGGCAACUGAAUCAUGGACAAGCUAAAACAAACUUUAUGGACUGUUUUUUUAAAUCAGUUAUUUCCUUCAUCCAUGGGAGACUAUUAACGGAUUACAGUGGGAAAGAGAAAGUGGAAAACGAAGAAAGAAGCUCUUUGAAUUGGAAAGUGAUCCUACAAUGAGAAUUACGAGCACAUCUUGCAUCUGUCCAGUCCUAGUUUGUCUCUGUUUUGUGCAGAGGUGUUAUGGAACUGCACAUCAUGGCUCCAUUAAGGUGACUAGAAAUCAAACCAGACAUAUAGAGGGGGAAACAGAAGUCCACCACCGGCCCAAACGUGGAUGGGUAUGGAACCAGUUCUUUGUUUUAGAAGAGCACAUGGGACCGGAUCCACAAUAUGUUGGAAAGCUGCACUCCAAUUCCGACAAAGGUGAUGGAUCAGUCAAAUACAUUCUUACUGGUGAAGGGGCUGGGACUAUCUUUAUUAUUGAUGACACAACGGGAGACAUCCAUUCAACCAAAAGCCUAGAUCGAGAAAAGAAGACACACUAUGUGCUACAUGCCCAAGCUAUUGACAGAUGGACAAACAAACCACUUGAGCCUGAAUCUGAGUUUAUUAUCAAAGUACAAGAUAUCAAUGACAAUGCACCCAAAUUUACAGAUGGACCAUAUAUCGUUACUGUGCCAGAGAUGUCUGAUAUGGGUACCUCAGUCCUUCAGGUGACAGCCACAGAUGCAGAUGAUCCCACCUAUGGAAAUAGUGCCCGAGUAGUUUAUAGUAUUCUUCAGGGACAGCCAUAUUUCUCUGUUGAUCCUAAAACAGGAGUCAUAAGAACAGCUCUGCAUAAUAUGGACAGGGAAGCCAGAGAACAUUAUUCAGUUGUCAUUCAAGCCAAAGAUAUGGCUGGACAAGUUGGAGGGCUAUCAGGAUCAACCACAGUAAAUAUCACACUCACCGAUGUCAACGACAAUCCUCCCAGGUUCCCUCAGAAACAUUAUCAGCUGUAUGUUCCUGAAUCAGCACAGGUUGGUUCUGCUGUAGGCAAAAUCAAGGCCACUGAUGCAGACAUAGGGUCAAAUGCAGACAUGAAAUACAGCAUCAUAAAUGGGGAUGGUUCUGGAAUAUUUUCGAUAUCAACUGACAAAGAAACACGGGAAGGAAUUAUUUCCUUGAAGAAGCCACUCAACUAUGAAAAAAAGAAAUCCUAUACUCUUAGCAUAGAAGGAGCAAAUAUCCACCUCGAUUUCCGCUUCUCACAUUUAGGACCCUUUAAAGAUGUGACUAUGUUGAAGAUCGUUAUUGGAGAUGUGGAUGAGGCACCAUUGUUCACUCUUCCAACCUAUGUCAUGGAGGUUUAUGAAAAUGCAAAAAUUGGAACAACUGUGGGCACAGUAACAGCACAAGAUCCAGAUAGUGCUAAUAACUUAGUAAGGUAUUUCAUUGAUUACAAUACAGAAGACAGAUACUUCACUAUUGAUGCAAACACUGGAACCAUUAAGACUGCUAAGGUCUUUGACAGAGAAGAAACCCUUUGGUACAAUAUUACAGUCACUGCUUCUGAAAUUGACAGCCCUGGACUUUUGAGCCAUGUCCCUGUUGAAAUUAAAAUUCUUGAUGUUAACGACAACCCUCCAGAGCUUGCUGGAGACUAUAAUGUCAUUGUCUGUGAGAAUGCAAAGCCCAGCCAGAUUAUUCAGACAAUCAGUGCCACUGACAAAGAUGACAUUACAGAAGGGCGAAGCUUCCAUUUUGCUCUGGAUGACAAUUUUUCUUUGAAUCCCAACUUUACAUUAAAGGACAAUGAAGAUAAUACAGCCAGCAUCUUGACCCGAAGGAGAAGAUUUAGUCGGACUAUCCAAGAUGUAUAUUACCUUCCUAUUGUCAUCUCUGAUGCAGGGGUCCCACCUCUUAGCAGUAGUGCCACUCUUGUCAUUCGGGUAUGUGCAUGUGAAAGAGAUGGCCGUGUGCGGACCUGCCAUGCAGAAGCUUUCCUCUCGUCUGCAGGAUUGAGUACAGGAGCAUUAAUUGCUAUCCUGCUAUGUGUUGUCAUUCUCCUGGCAAUAGUGGUCCUGUUCAUCACUUUAAAACGCAGCAAAAAGGAGCCUCUGGUAAUUUCAGAGGAGGAUGUCCGGGAAAAUGUUGUCACUUAUGAUGAUGAGGGUGGAGGUGAGGAGGAUACAGAAGCUUUUGACAUUACUGCUCUGCGGAACCCAUCUGCUGCUGAAGAAUUGAAAUUCCGGAGGGAUAUUCGGCCUGAAGUGAAGCCUGCAACCAAACAUCCCACUUCAUCUCAUCUUGACAACAUAGAUGUUCAUGAAUUUAUUAGGCAAAGGCUGGCUGAAGCAGACCUUGAUCCGAGUGUGCCCCCAUAUGAUUCUCUACAGACAUAUGCAUAUGAAGGUCAAAGGUCAGAAGCUGGAUCUAUCAGCUCUUUGGAUUCAGCAACAACACAUUCUGACCAGGAUUAUAAUUAUCUUGGUGACUGGGGACCAGAGUUCAAGAAGCUAGCCGAACUUUAUGGAGAAAUAGAAUCUGAAAGAACAACUUAAUUAUCUUGAUCAUUCCCCAAAUAUGGAACAUUUUAGAUCUCUGAGCAACUUGGAAGCGUAAUGACAACAAUGGCUGAAUAUCGAUAUACUCAAGAUGUACACAGUUGCUGUAGAAAAAAGUGCCCUUUUCUCAUUUGAAAUGGGGUUCUUCAAUUGAAGAAAGUCAAAUUUUGAGGAAAAAAAGUACCCUUCCAUCCCCAAGAAAAGUUUGUCUCUUUAUGUAUAUUUUUUGUUGCACAAUAAAGUCCGUGGUGCAGUAAUAGUAACAAUAUUUUAAGUAAACAAAGCAAUGCCAACAUGCUUACAAUUUCCUGAAAUAUAUCAGAAUUGCAGUGGAUCUGUAGAGGGCCUACUUACAGGAAGAACUAAUUCUGUUUGGUUGGUUGUGGCAUUACAUAAUUAGCUCUGUUUGUAAGCUUAGAGCUAUUGGGUAAUUAAAUGGGGGCAGAGUAAAUUUCUCCUGUUUUAUUCAAUCCAAGGUAUUUUAUUUCUUUCAUAAGGGGACACUAGAAUUAUCUAGUCAAGUGACAGAUUACAUUCAAGAUUAAUAAUAUUCAGCUGGUUUCUUUAAAAACAAAACCUGACUACUGUUGGUGAAUGCAACAUUUCUGCAAGCCACCUUCAAUUUUUGUGUCCUGGAAAGGUAAUGAUGCAAGCAUUAAAUUGCUACUUAUUUAAAUUUAUAAUCUUCCCCCCUCUUAAACAUUUCUGCCUGAUAACAUGCUUCCAUUUUGUUGUUAUUUUGCCUUUUUUUAAAGCUAGAUAUUUUUUUUUCUUUCAUUUAAGGGAACAGCUUUUAGUUUCCUUCUGCAAUGGAAAUGAAUAGGAUUUCUUUUGUCUUUUGUAUUAUAUGUUAAGCUGUACAAUAGCUUAUAUUGUCUUAUUUUUAUUUGGAUUGGCAACAAAUUGAUCUCUCAUCAAUUAUGUCCUGAUGUAAGUAAACAUAAUUUGAUAUAAUGGGAUUUCCAUAUAUUUUGACAUAGGAAUAGAGUAAUUUUUUUUUUCAAAUUGCUCUUUUCAGGAUGCUAUAGUCUUUAAUUCAAAUGAUCCUAGACAGGGCAGGGGUUGAUGGGGAUUUUAUUCUGAAAAAUGUAAAUUGGGAAAGACUGGUAUAGUUUAUUAUCUAAAUAGAUGGAGUUAUCAGAAAUGAUCUAAAAGCACAUUCUGUAAAUCCUAUUGCUAAGUUGGUCAACUCAAUGUAAUGCACCAAUGCAGUAGCAACAAUAUAAGAUAUUCAUAUUAUGUCAUUGCAAAGUGGAGCUAUAAAAGGAUAUCUAAACAAUAUCUGGAAUCCUCCCAUUACCAGUAUUUGCUGAAAUGAUAAAUAGCUAUCUUUAUGUUGAAUCAUCUUGAUCAGAUGUUUGGAAAUGGGAAUAACAAGGAAGAUAGUGUUGAAUGUGUCAUAUUUUCCUUAUCUACUUCCUCCUCUUUAGUGGUGUGCAUUGCCCCACUUCAAUUAUAUCCUUCAGAUUUAAUCUAGUCCAUUUGAUUUUUCCAUAUAGAAAAGGA
Molecule: messenger RNA, 4565 nt
Organism: Crotalus tigris (Tiger rattlesnake)
Lineage: Eukaryota; Metazoa; Chordata; Lepidosauria; Squamata; Viperidae
Gene: CDH18
Product: cadherin 18
Exons: 13
Coding region: 687-3056 (789 amino acids)
Biological process (GO): adherens junction organization; cell morphogenesis; cell-cell junction assembly
Cellular component (GO): plasma membrane; adherens junction; catenin complex
Molecular function (GO): calcium ion binding; cadherin binding
Source: RefSeq, a predicted model, not a curated record